AAAACCCAAAAAGCAAUCGGGUAAAGCGGCUCAGCUGGUGCUAAGAGAUCCAGACAAAGAGGGUUUGCUGAACUGAUACAGUUUUACCUCACCGUUGGUUUUUGGCGAUCUAUCGUAAACAUUAAGCUAACGAGCUUACUGGAAACCAGGCACAUUUUGGACAUUCCAGGCAAGUUAAAAUAGACGGGCAUGGCGCUGUCUUUGUCAUCUCCGUGUGGAUGCCCCUCUGAUGAGGAGGAGGAAAUGGCUGUGUUUGAAUCUACAGCAGCAGAGCACGGAGGUUUGGCCAGACCACGUCUACCAGAGAUCUCUGUUAUUUCCCCGGGCCUGGACACAAGGCCAUCCAUUACAGGGCCGAAAGUAGCAGUGAAACCUCAAAGCUGCGAUGAAGGGGCCGCUGAGAGGGUGAAGGUUUUCCUGCGCAUCCGACCACUUACGGACACGGAGCGAUCCAGAGGGGAAGAGCAGGGUUGUGUGGCUAUCCAAGACGAAGAGACCCUGCUGCUUAAAGCUCCAAACGACUCUCAGAACAUGAGAGCAGCAGAACGAGGCAUCACUCCGAGUAUUCACAAGUUCAGUUUCACGAAGAUAUUUGGUUCUGAGACAGCGCAGCAACAGUUUUAUGAGAGCACAAUGAAGGCGAUGAUAAACGAUGUGCUUCGAGGAGAAAAUAGACUUCUCUACACUUACGGUGUAACCAAUUCUGGAAAGACGUACACCAUUCAGGGCAGCGGUCGAGAGGCAGGCCUGCUGCCCCGGGCUUUAGUGUCCCUGUUUAGGAAACUGCAGGGCCGUCUGUACGGUGGCAUGAACCUGAAGCCUGUCUUGUAUCAGGAUGUGAGGCAGCUCAGUGCCAGUGAAGUCAAGGCAGAAGAAAUCCGCAGAAACUCUCUGCUCAAAGAGGAUGGGAAUUCUCGUUGCACCGGCACCACCACAAUCUGGGAUAGUGGCAUCGGAGGACUCUCUGCUACCACUACCUUUGGCACUCAACUGGAAGACACGGACAGUGUUUGUCUGGAGCCGGACAGCCUGUCGCACAGCGGAGGGGAAGAUCUGGAGGAAGGAGUGCAGUUUUCAAUCUGGGUGUCCUUUUAUGAAAUCUACAACGAGUUCCUGUACGACCUACUGGACGCCUCGCCCUCCCAGCAGCCCCGGAAAAGAGUCACGUUGCGGCUAAGCGACGACAAGCAGGGCAACCCCUACGUGAAAGACCUGACCUGGAUCCAGAUCCGCAGCGCCGAGGAAGCCUGGAGGAUUCUGAGAGUUGGGCGUCGCAACCAAAGCUUCGCCAGCACUCACCUCAACCAGAACUCCAGUCGCAGCCACAGCAUCUUUUCCCUCCGUGUCCUGCACGUCCACCCUGGAGCAAAUUCAGGCCAGGCCAUGCACAUUAGCGAGCUGACUGUGUGUGAUUUGGCUGGGUCCGAACGCUGUAAAGAUCAGCGUAAUGGUGAGAGGAUGAAGGAGGCCAACAAUAUUAACACCUCCCUCCUAACACUGGGGCGCUGCAUUGCUGCCCUGAGGCACAACCAGAGCAAUAAGUCACGGCCUCCUCAAGUGGUGCCUUUCAGGGACAGUAAGCUGACCCGUGUCCUGCAGGGAUUCUUCUGUGGGCGAGGAACCUCCACCAUGGUGGUCAACAUCAAUCCAUGUGCAUCCAUCUAUGACGAGACCCUCCAGGCCCUCAAAUUCUCUGCUAUUGCUACCCAACUCGUCCACGGCCCGUCCACGAAGACCAGAGUGGCCUACAUCCUGUCUCUCCUUCGUGAUCCAACAGGAAAUGGUAAUGACAGCACGGUGAUGGAGGAGGAAGAGGAUGAGAGUGAUGUCGACGAUGGAGAUAUCACCAUGUUAGAUACUAAGGCUUUGCUGCAGGCCAUUGAUGUUCUGAAGAGAGAGGUGCAGCGUCAGCGGGAAGAGAAAGAAGUCCUAGAAGCAAAUGUGAGAGAGCAGGUGGUCUCUGAGAUGAUGGAGGUCAUCUCUAGAAUGCAAGAUGGUUUCAGUGACACACUGGAUGCUGAGAGGGCGCUCAUUGAAGAGAGGUAUGAAGACAAGAUAAAUAGCCUGCAGAAACACCUGAAGAAAUUCUACACCCAGGAGCUGAAGGAACGUGAUCAGGAGAUUGAAGCUCUGUCUGCUGCUCUUGAGGAAAAAAAGAAGGCAAAUGAAGCAGCCCCCAUGACGGCGCCACCUGGAGACUCUGAGGGCCCUCGCCGCUCUCAGCGCGUCAGUACGCAGAAUGAACUCGGCAGACUGCGCGCUGAACUCGACCAGUGCCGUGCUGAGCUGUGCACCAAGACUCAAGAGGUGACAAAGCUUAAGAUGCAGCUAGAAGUGCCAGGUAGUGCUGGCACUCUCACCUCUGCUGCUGACCGCAAGCUGGAGGAGGGUCAGCGGAACCUGCGUCAGCUGCGGCUGAAUCUGCAGAGGCUGGGGCUGGACCUGCAGUCUGGUGAAAGAGCCUGUUGUCGCAACACAGGAGGGGAAAGGCUGCGCCACGCUUUAACAGCUGCAGAUGAGACUCUAGCCAAACAGGGCCAGAUCCUUAUGGAGCUCCAGAACGACCUGAUGCUGGUCAAAGCCGACUUGAGGCGGAAAGCGCAGACCCUGGCCCAAACACAGUCCCUCCCUCCCCAGCUGCCCCCGUCUGGCUUUGCGGCCCCCAGCAUGCCGGGCUCCUGCAAAAAGAGAGGCUGUGGCGCCGGCGCGCCGAGCGACCCCGAAAACCGUCCGCCGCAAAAACGACAAUUUUUCCAGUCUCUGUUCCCAUCUCGCACCCCAACACGUAAAUACAACACCCGUACGGCCGAGGAUGCAAACCUGACCCCCUCCUCAAGGAUUUUGCGGUCCCGCCAGCCAUCUCCACCUCCUAGUCCGGUCGUCACCCCUCGUAAUUUCAGGGGGAAGUACUGAGCUUUAAAGCAGAACUAAGUUGCUGUUGUCUUUAUAAUAUUCUUUGUUGUUUUUCUACUUUAACUGUUUUAUUGGCAUCAACGGAACUGUUAAUGCUUUAAGCUGAGGUAAAGCUGCUCAGUGGCUUAGUGACUGUAUGGUUAAAAUAGUCCAUGUGUGUUAAUCAACCUGCUCUGCCUCUGCAACUCCACUUUGUGCCUUUGUGCUGUACUCCCCCCACCAAACAACAAAUCCUACAAACACAUUUGACCAGCCUGAAUAUAAUCAUGCUUUAAAACUGUAGUAAAUUAUUUUAGCCUUUCCAGUCAGUCCCUGCAAAGACUGGAUGCUGUAAACUAUUUACAUAUAAACAGUACUGAUGAGCAAUGAAGUGAGAAGUCAAACUCCCAUUUGUAUGCUUUGUGCUGUAAACUUUAGACUGUAGUGUGUGUGCGUGUUCGUAUAUACAUGUUAAUCUUGUCUGAAUGUUUGCUCUUGAACAUUUUAUUUGGGAUUCUUUUUGUACUAUUGCACCAUUAAACCUUAUCAAAACCAA
This is a messenger RNA of Oreochromis niloticus (Nile tilapia), 3448 nucleotides long. RefSeq names its product kinesin family member 20A (gene kif20a). Gene Ontology annotation, cellular component: nucleus; spindle microtubule; mitotic spindle. The coding region runs from base 190 to 2913 and encodes 907 amino acids. The transcript has 19 exons. Lineage: Eukaryota; Metazoa; Chordata; Actinopteri; Cichliformes; Cichlidae. The record is from RefSeq and is a predicted model, not a curated record. Gene Ontology annotation, molecular function: plus-end-directed microtubule motor activity; ATP binding; microtubule binding. Gene Ontology annotation, biological process: spindle elongation; microtubule-based movement; mitotic spindle assembly.